UCUAAAGCCAGCCAUGGGCACUGCCAUCAUCUUCUUCUGCCUCCUGUACCUCUGGGGGGCACUGGGCCUCCGCCCUUCCCCAGCCCCAGCACGGCUCCGAUGUUACACUUGCAACUUUGCCAAACCCUGCCUUCCAGUCCCCACGGCAUGUCAGGACGAUGAAGCUUGCGCUGUCAGUAUUGGCACCUCAGAUGAGGGCGAGAACAUUGAACGGAAGGGCUGCCUCCCAAGAUCCCAGUGCUCCCUGCCAGGCCAUGCCACCUACUGGGCGCGCUCCUAUACUCUGCUGCACCGCUGCUGCCAACAGGACUUGUGCAACGCAGCCUCGCGCCUGCCAUGGCUCCCCAGCCCGCUCUUCCUCGUGGCCCCACUCCUCUCGGCCAGCAUUGCGUGGGGCGGCCACCCCUUCCACUAGCCACGGGACUGGCAGCCCGCAGCCCAGGAUGCAUAGACUCUUUUAGAUGUGCCCAAGAAGCUGAGUUUGAAAGGAGACCUGCUGUAGAACUCGCCACCUCCAGACUCCGCUGAAGAGGGUCCCGCCUCUAGGGAGCACAGUCUCACCAACAACACCUGCCGGGCACCCCCUCCUGUCCACAGUUGAUGCCCCAUCUUCGACCCCUGUCUCUAGCAAGGCAGGCAUUUCAGGCUCCCGGGCAAGAGGACUGGGGAGUUGGGGGGUACCAGGCACGGGGAGGAGGGGCAUCUUGCUAGGAGAGAUGCAUUUUUAGAGCAGGAGCUCUGGAAGAAGGUUUUGGGGAGUUCAUUUAAUUGAAUAAACGCGGCUCUCUGGUAUUCCA
Molecule: messenger RNA, 797 nt
Organism: Echinops telfairi (small Madagascar hedgehog)
Lineage: Eukaryota; Metazoa; Chordata; Mammalia; Afrosoricida; Tenrecidae
Product: lymphocyte antigen 6G6e-like
Exons: 3
Coding region: 14-415 (133 amino acids)
Biological process (GO): acetylcholine receptor signaling pathway; desensitization of G protein-coupled receptor signaling pathway
Cellular component (GO): plasma membrane
Molecular function (GO): acetylcholine receptor binding; acetylcholine receptor activator activity; transmembrane receptor protein serine/threonine kinase activity
Source: RefSeq, a predicted model, not a curated record